Molecule: messenger RNA, 486 nt
Organism: Saprolegnia diclina VS20
Lineage: Eukaryota; Oomycota; Saprolegniomycetes; Saprolegniales; Saprolegniaceae
Exons: 3
Coding region: 1-486 (161 amino acids)
Source: RefSeq, a predicted model, not a curated record
AUGGGCAUGGUCUGCGCCAAGUCUGCCCAGCCCAACGAGCCGCCGCCGGCCUUUACACCUGCGUCGCAGUGGAACGAUCGGCGGCAAGAGUCGUGCGAAGAGGUCGUUGUGCCCAUGAGCAACGAAGAGUUUGCGCUUCGGACGCAGCAGUACGACGCCAACGGAGCUGGGAUGUUUGAGAAAUUUGAAAUGCAGUCGGGCGCCCGCGUUGUGCACUCGACGUCGUCAACGCCCGAACCAUCCAUGCACGAGGACGUCGUGGAGGCUGACCGGGUCAUUGACGAUGCAACUGACAAAGCUACGACGGCCAAGGUGCUCAAAGAGCAGGCGCCCAUCGGACGACGAACCUUUGGCGCGCGCAUCGUAGCGCCGUCGGCGUCCGUGGGCAUCUUGCCGGGACUCUACGACGCCGCGACGCCGGACGCAGACGACCUCGACAUUGACCUGGCGCUACCGAUCGGUCGUGGUAAGCCCAGGAGGCCGUGA